Messenger RNA from Cajanus cajan (pigeon pea), 2082 nucleotides. NCBI's taxonomy places the organism in Eukaryota, Viridiplantae, Streptophyta, Magnoliopsida, Fabales, Fabaceae. The record is from RefSeq and is a predicted model, not a curated record.
AUGGUCAAAAUUUGCAUUUUUUUCGUGGGGCUUAUGCUCCUGCAAUGUUGGGUAGCCAUGGCAGAAUCAGAGCACUUCAAAUAUAAAGAUCCAAAAGAGCUACUCAAUGUUCGAAUCAAGGAUCUUAUGGACAGGAUGACAUUGGAGGAGAAAAUUGGCCAAAUGGUGCAGAUUGAUCGUUCGGUUGCUUCUGCUGAAGUCAUGAAAAAGUAUUAUAUUGGGAGUGUGCUAAGUGGGGGUGGCAGUGUUCCAAAGGCAAAGGCUUCAGCAGAGGAUUGGGUUCACAUGGUGAAUGAUUUCCAGAAGGGUGCUUUAUCAACUAGAUUGGGAAUUCCAAUGAUAUAUGGGAUUGAUGCUGUUCAUGGCCAUAAUAAUGUCUAUAAUGCAACAAUUUUUCCUCACAACGUUGGACUAGGAGCUACCAGGGACCCUAAACUAGUGAGGAAGAUUGGAGAAGCAACAGCUCUUGAAGUUAGAGCAACUGGAAUUCAAUAUGCCUUUGCACCUUGCAUAGCCGUUUGUAGAGAUCCAAGAUGGGGCAGAUGUUAUGAAAGUUAUAGUGAAGAUCAUAAGGUAGUUCAAGCCAUGACUGAGAUCAUUCCAGGACUGCAAGGUGAAAUCCCUGGAAACUCCAAAAAGGGUGUUCCAUACGUAGUUGGAAAGAAGAAAGUUGCAGCCUGCGCAAAGCACUUUGUUGGUGAUGGUGGAACCACAAAGGGAAUCAAUGAGAACAACACAGUGAUAAGCAGACAUGGAUUGCUAAGCAUUCACAUGCCAGCCUACUAUAACUCAAUCAUCAAGGGUGUUGCAUCGGUCAUGGUCUCUUAUUCAAGCUGGAAUGGAGAAAAGAUGCAUGCUAAUCAUAAUCUAGUCACUGACUUUCUCAAGAACACACUACGCUUCAGGGGUUUUGUCAUAUCAGAUUGGCAGGGAAUUGAUAGGAUUACUUACCCUCCUCAUGCUAACUACUCAUAUUCCAUUUAUGCUGGAGUCACUGCUGGAAUUGACAUGGUAAUGGUUCCCUAUAACUUUACAGAAUUCAUAGAUGGCCUAACCACACAGGUGAAAAAGAAUAUCAUACCCAUGAGCCGAAUUGAUGAUGCAGUAAAGAGAAUUUUGAGGGUAAAAUUCGUCAUGGGACUUUUUGAGAAUCCUUUGGCUGACAAUAGUCUAGCCAACCAGAUUGGGAAUCAGAAGCAUAGAAAUUUGGCUAGGGAAGCUGUGAGGAAAUCAUUGGUUCUAUUGAAGAAUGGUGAAAAUGCAGAUGAGCCACUGCUCCCUCUUCCUAAAAAGGCUAAAAAAAUUCUAGUUGCUGGAAGCCAUGCUGAUAAUCUAGGAUAUCAAUGUGGUGGCUGGACCAUUGAAUGGCAAGGACUUAGUGGCAACAACAUUACUAAAGGUACAACAAUUCUUAGUGCUAUCAAGAACACAGUUGACAAAGACACCGAGGUGGUCUACAAGGAGAACCCAAGUUUAGAGUAUGUAAAGUCCAACAACUUUUCCUAUGCCAUUGUGGCAGUUGGAGAGACACCAUAUGCUGAAACAAAUGGUGAUAGCAUGAAUUUGACAAUCUCUGGAAAAGGGGCAGACACCAUAAACAAUGUGUGUGGAGGAGUCAAAUGUGUGACUGUGAUCAUCUCUGGUCGUCCUGUGGUUAUACAGCCAUAUGUUGAUGUGAUUGAAGCACUUGUUGCUGCAUGGCUUCCAGGUUCUGAGGGACAUGGUGUCACUGAUGUGUUGUUUGGUGACUAUGGUUUUAGUGGCAAGCUUCCAAGGACAUGGUUCAAAACCGUUGAUCAGUUGCCAAUGAAUGUUGGAGAUUCUCACUAUGAUCCCCUUUACCCAUUUGGAUUUGGCCUUGAAACCAAACCCCACAAAGCCAAUUAGGAACUGAAAAUAAUGAUGGCUUUGUUUUCCUUCAUAUUGCUCUCCAAUUCCCAAGUAGUAUAAUAGUCCGGACACAGAGAAUGAGAGGGGUCUAAGGAUUUGUACAUGUGUUAAUUUAUAUUACCUAUAAUAAGAUGUAUUUACUUUACAAUGGCUCAUUGCUUAAUAAUUCUAUAGUUAAACAUGUUUGAUUUU